CUGAUAUCUUGCAACAGAUUUACUCCAAUAUGAAGCUCAAGAUCCAUCAAGAUAAAUCAAAUAAGCAUGCUGACAUUGUUACAUCAGUCGGCUGGACAAGUAAUAAUGAGCUUUAUUCCUUUGGGGACGAUCAAAAGAUCUUUCGAUGGUCUGGGGACGGGGAUAGUCUCGGACAAGUGACAACAACUUUGUUCGAUGCCGGACAGUCAGGGGUGGAUGUUUACAUAACGGAAAUGCACUGGUUCCCAGUACCACCUGGAAAAGGAGGACAGACCGCGGCUGAGGUUUUUGCAGCGGGUGCGACGGAUGGAAAGUACUACCUGUGUACCAAAGCGGGUAGGGUAGAGAAAGUAGUGGAAGCGCACAAAGGCGCCCUAUUAUGUUUGCGAUGGAACAAUGAAGGGUCCGCACUGAUUACUGCGGGAGAAGAUGGACACGUGAAGAUAUGGUCCAGGAGCGGCAUGCUGCGAUCUGUCCUAGUGCAGAUUGGUUAUCCAAUUUAUUCCCUUUCAUGGUCGCCCGACAAUGACCAAGUACUUUUUACAAACGGACGGAACCUUAUAAUAAAAUCUCUGCAGCCUGCGAGUAAGCCAAAUCAGUGGAAAGGACACGAUGGAAUUAUCCUUAAAGUCGACUGGAACUUGGUAAAUGGGCUCAUUCUCUCCGCUGGUGAAGACAGAAAAUACAAGGUCUGGGACAGCUUCGGCAGACAAUUGUAUUCGAGCAAUCCUCAUGAUCACCCCAUUACAUCCAUUUCGUGGAAUCCGAGUGGAGACCUGUUUGCGGUGGGAUCAUAUAACUCGCUACGAGUUUGUGACAAGCUAGGGUGGUCUGUUGCGAUGGAGAAACUGAAUAGUGGAUCCAUCUUUAACAUCUCUUGGACUCCCGACGGCACGCAAAUGGCUUGUGCUGGAGGUUCUGGUGCAGUGGUGUUUGCACAUGUAAUAAACAGGCGUUACGAAUGGAAAAAUCAUGAAGUAACCCUGUUAGAUGACCAUACAAUACAUGUUCAUGACGCAGUGAAUGGCUCUACAGAGAACCUAGAUUUCCGCGACCGUGUCGUGAAAGUGUCCCUUGGCUUUGGUUAUCUCGUUGUUGCGACAUCUUCGCAGUGUCACGUUUACAGUGAACGGAACUGGAACACACCGGCUAUUGUAGACUUGACGAACAAUGGAAGAGUAACUUGCAUACAACAGUGUCCUGAGUAUUUUGUUCUGGUAGACACUGUGACGGGCAUUCAAAUAUUUUCGUACGAAGGUCGAUUGGCUAGCUCCCCGAAGUAUGCUGGAUUGCGAGCAGAAUGCGUGACACCGCAGACGAUAUCCAUUUCCGGAGACGUGCUCGCGGUCAAGGACAAAGCUGACGAGAAAACUAUAUAUAUCUUCGAGAGUGCUUCUGGUCGUCCCCUUGGCAAUGGCACCAUUAAACACACAGCCGACAUUGCGGAAAUUGGGCUGAAUCAGUGUGCAUCUACCGUCGGCAGACAGUUGGUCUUGGUUGAUAAAAAUAGAAAUAUGUACAUUACACCUUUGGUGAAACCAGAUCUCAAAAAGCUGGGUACAAUGGUAGAAACAUUUGCCUGGAAUGCUGAUACCGAUCUGCUUGUGGCGAUGAUGGACUAUAAGUUUGUUGUCUGGUAUUACCCGAACGUGGUCUUCAUCGACGAAGACAUCGCACCUUUGACAAAAUUUGAAAAGGAUGGAAGCAAUUUUGGAAAAAACGCCCAGAUUGUAAACUUCUUUGGCACGCAAUGCACCCUUCGCCGCGCUGAUGGGGCGCUGGUCACCGUUAGGUUGCAACAUUACCCCGCUCCCUGGGUUAUUACAAGAACACACCCGGAAAAAGCAAUGGGAAGAAGCAAUACGCCUAUGUCGAUAUGUGAAUAUAAAAGAACUAUGGGCGUGUCUGGCAGCCAUGGCCAUACAUGGACAGGACUUGCAUACUGCGGAAGUGGCAUAUGCUGCAAUUGAUGAAAUUGCCAAAGUCCAGUACAUCACAUAUGUUCGCGAUAUUCCUAUCGCAGAAGCACGAGCUGCCGAAUUGGCACUUUUGCGACGACGACCAUCUGAAGCUGAGAACAUUUUAUUGUCAGCAAAUCUGGUAUAUAGAGCGAUUAGAAUGUGGAUUGGGUUAUUCAAUUGGGAGAGAGCAUUAGAGCUGGCCAUCAAGUACAAGACACAUGUUGACACUGUUCUCUAUUUCCGGGACAAGUACCUCAAAGCUGUCGGUCGGCGAGAGACAAAUAGGAAAUUUGUACAAUAUGGACAGAGUGUUCAAGUGGACUGGGCAAAAAUCCAAGCCAAAAUAGCUAUGGAGGAAGAAAGCGACCGUCAGCGAUCGACAACGAGAUGAAUUAUUCUUGUGAUGAACAAAUCUAUCACGUAAUCUUAGACUUCACUCUAAAUAUGACUGUGCCACUUAUUGGCUGCCAUGCCUACGGCCUUCGC
Messenger RNA from Spizellomyces punctatus DAOM BR117, 2447 nucleotides. RefSeq lists its product as hypothetical. Gene Ontology annotation, cellular component: cilium; centrosome; intraciliary transport particle B. Gene Ontology annotation, biological process: cilium assembly. Gene Ontology annotation, molecular function: protein binding. The record is from RefSeq and is a predicted model, not a curated record. The coding region runs from base 30 to 1970 and encodes 646 amino acids. The transcript is spliced from 19 exons. Lineage: Eukaryota; Fungi; Chytridiomycota; Chytridiomycetes; Spizellomycetales; Spizellomycetaceae.